Messenger RNA from Schistocerca serialis cubense, 963 nucleotides. Its product is annotated as galactose mutarotase-like. NCBI's taxonomy places the organism in Eukaryota, Metazoa, Arthropoda, Insecta, Orthoptera, Acrididae. The record is from RefSeq and is a predicted model, not a curated record. The transcript is spliced from 6 exons. Gene Ontology annotation, biological process: beta-D-galactose catabolic process via UDP-galactose, Leloir pathway; glucose metabolic process. Bases 1 to 963 code for a protein of 320 amino acids. Gene Ontology annotation, molecular function: carbohydrate binding; aldose 1-epimerase activity.
AUGGUGGGCCGCGUGGCGGGCCGCGUCCCGUACGCGCGCUUUUCCCUGGCCAACGCAAUCUUCAACCUCACUGAGAACGUCGAGACAGACGGGCCCGUCCGCCACCACCAAGACGGCGGCUUCCACGGCUUGCAGCACCUGCGGUGGAACUCACACGUGCCGUGUGAGGGCAGCUCGUUGGUGCUGAGCGUGGUGCACCACGACGAGCAGGAGGGCUUCCCAGGAGCAGUGUUGGUGCAGCUGCUCUUCCAGGUCACCAAGGACCACCGGCUGGUCAUACACGCGCGGGCUGACUCCACCAAGCCAUCGCUCAUCAAUCUGCGACAGGGCAUCAUGUUCAACUUGGCUGGACACGAUGCUGGUCAACCCGACUUCAUGGAUCACAUACUCACCCUCAACGCCGAUGAAUACGUAGUGCAGACAAGACGUGGCACUCCAACAGGAGAGAUCCGACUGGUGAGCAAGACGGCGCUGGACUUCCGGGCACCAAACCGCAUGCGCAAGCAACACGGCCGGACGACCGCAGGCUACGAUCACUUGCUUUGCCUCAACCACCUGCCGCCCGACGGACUCAACAUGGUCGCCAGGUUAGAGCACCCAGAGACGGGGCGUGCGCUGGAGGUACGCACCAACCAGCCGUGCAUGCACGUGUACACGGGGCGGCGCCUGCCGCCGUGGCGGCCGCCCAAACCCAGGCCUCCCACGCCGCCCACUGAGGACGUCGAGGAGGAGGAGACCACAGAGACGGACCCCGCCAGCGCCGCCAAGACCAAGUCACAGGAUCGCUUCCCAAAGUGCGUGGUGACGCCGGUGAAGACGUACGAGCACGUGACGGUGUACCGCUUCUACGCGAAGCCCAAACCACCGCGCUAUAGCCUGGCUGAGGACGUGGUGAGGACGUCCGUCGAGACCGCCAUCCAGGAAGUGGAGACUCGCGAGGCAGAGCCGCCGCCGGAACAAUAA